AUGAAGUUCCUGAUCUUGUCUAUACCUGCGUUACUUGCAACCCAAGCAGCAGCAGCAGUUAUCCCAUUGAACGGCGAGUCUGGCGUUGUUUCCAACGUCCAAACCAAAAGAACCACAUCCUUCAAAAGAGAAAAUGGCCGUGCUCCGUUGCUCAGAGUCGCCAAACCGGCUCCUUCCAGGUACGUCGUUAUCUACAACGACGAUAUCAGUGCUGAGGAUAAGCAGAAGGACAAAGAAUGGAUUUCGGAAAACGUGGACCAGGCUGUCAAAAGAGACGCUAUUCCAGACGGCGACGACGACCAAUUGGAGUUCUUUGAGGUCGCCAGCGUGAAAGGGUACGCUGGUCAUUUCGACCAGCAGCUCUUGGACCAGAUCCAGGAGAACCCAUUGGUCAAGUACGUUGAAGAAGACGAAGAGCUUGAAGUUGCCAGCAUUGUUACUCAAAAGGAUGCCACUUGGGGCCUUGGCAGAAUCUCCAGCCGUGAGAUUCCUUCUGAGUCGAAUUACGUUUAUGACGAUGAAGGUGGAAAAGGCGUCAAUGCUUAUGUUUUAGAUACUGGCAUUGCUGUGGACAAGAAAGAGUUUGAAGGCAGAGCUUCUUACGGUGCUGCUUUGGAGUUCCCAUGGAAUAAAGGUGAUAUCCUUGGCCACGGUACACACGUAGCUGGUACUAUUGGUUCCAAGACAUACGGUGUGGCCAAGAAGGUGAAUAUCACUGCAGUUGAUGUUUCUACGUUGAUUGGAAUCGUCCGUACGUCCAGAGUCGCCCAGGGCUUUGAAUAUGCACUUAAAGACCACCAGAAGAAGGUUGCAGCCAAGAUUCCAGGUUUCAGAGGUUCUACGCUUAACUUGUCUAUUUCUGGCUUGACGGCUACUUAUAUCACUGACGCUGCCAACGCUUUGAUUGACGCUGGUAUUCAUAUUGUCGUCGCUGCUGGUAACGAGAACAUGGACGCUUGUUACUCUUCUUCGGUGAACUCAGACGCCAUUGUCGUUGGUGCUACCGAUAAGAACGACGUCAGAGAGAUCCACUCCAACUUUGGGCCUUGUGUGGAUCUCUACGCUCCAGGUGAAGAUAUCGUCUCUGUGAGCCAUCUCUGGGGAUCCAGAACCAUGACUGGUACGUCCAUGGCAGCUCCUCACGUUACUGGUAUGAUCUCGUACUUCCUUUCUUUGCACCCAGACUUGCAGUCCGAGUUUAACACUAAUCCAGUUAGACCUCGUGAUCUUAAGGCCCAGUACCUUAAGCUUGCUACUAGAGGCAAUGUUAAGGAUAUUUCGGAGGAUACGCCUAAUGUGUUUGCUUAUAAUGGUGGCCAGGACCCCAACCAGAUCUGGAAGCUCUAA
Molecule: messenger RNA, 1347 nt
Organism: Candidozyma haemuli
Lineage: Eukaryota; Fungi; Ascomycota; Pichiomycetes; Serinales; Metschnikowiaceae
Product: S8 family peptidase
Exons: 1
Coding region: 1-1347 (448 amino acids)
Biological process (GO): proteolysis
Molecular function (GO): serine-type endopeptidase activity
Source: RefSeq, a predicted model, not a curated record